This is a messenger RNA of Anoplophora glabripennis (Asian longhorned beetle), 2714 nucleotides long. It is a transcript of the gene LeuRS-m, whose product is annotated as probable leucine--tRNA ligase, mitochondrial. The transcript has 10 exons. The record is from RefSeq and is a predicted model, not a curated record. Gene Ontology annotation, biological process: leucyl-tRNA aminoacylation; mitochondrial translation. Lineage: Eukaryota; Metazoa; Arthropoda; Insecta; Coleoptera; Cerambycidae. Gene Ontology annotation, molecular function: aminoacyl-tRNA deacylase activity; leucine-tRNA ligase activity; ATP binding. Bases 17 to 2644 code for a protein of 875 amino acids. Gene Ontology annotation, cellular component: mitochondrion.
AAAGAAAAAUGUCAAAAUGUUAUUUAAAGUUAAAUAUACAUAUUUUUUGAAAAAUAUUUACCAAAAGCACCUACAUAUUUCUUAUCGUUAUUUAUCCGGUCUAAAUUUAUGGGAUGAAGAACUCUCACCUGAAAUUAAACAUAAGAUAGAAAAUCAUUGGAGGAAUCGAAUUAAAGUAGAAAAUUUUAAUGAGAAUGAGACUUCAAAGGAAAAGUAUUACGUAUUGUGUAUGUUUCCAUACCCAUCCGGUUUUUUACAUAUGGGACAUGUACGAGUAUACACUAUCAGUGAUACAAUAGCCAGAUAUCAAAGAAUGAAUGGUAAAAAUGUUAUACAUCCAAUAGGAUGGGAUGCUUUUGGACUUCCUGCAGAAAAUGCAGCAAUUGAUAGACAGAUAGCACCCGAAGAAUGGACGAAACAAAAUAUAGCCUACAUGAAAAAACAGUUGCAAGAAUUGGGGUGCAGCUUUGAAUGGCAUCGAGAAUUAGCUACAUGUGACCCAGAAUACUACAAAUGGACGCAAGACUUGUUUUUAAAACUAUAUAAUGCAGGGUUGGUAUACCAGAAAGAAGCUUUGGUCAAUUGGGAUCCUGUUGAUCAAACAGUAUUGGCAGAUGAACAAGUGGAUGAAAAUGGCUGCUCCUGGCGUUCUGGCGCAGUGGUAGAAAAAAAACUUUUAAAACAGUGGUUUGUGAGAACUACAAAAUUCGCUAAAGACUUACUUGAAGGUCUGAAUGAUUCUGUUUUACACGACUGGCGAGAUAUUAUAAAAUUACAAAGGCAUUGGAUAGGCAAAUGUAACGGCGUUCAUUUUGACUUUAAAAUAUGUGAUGGUGGUGAUAAUGUAAGUUUGUGGACUGAUAUGCCUGAGUAUAUUGAACAUGCUAAAUUCGUGGCAGUCAGUAACGGUCACAUUUUGGCAAAGAAAGAGGUAAAAAGUGGCGAACGGACAGUGAAACUUAAUGUCGAAUUGGAAAAUCCGUUUAAUAGUGAAAAGUUACCGGUGUAUGUUACUAAUGAUGUUGAAUUUUUACCAGGAACGGAUACCUUUGUGGGUAUUCCUGGUGCACAAGAACAGGCAGAAACAUUUGCCAUAAAAUAUAAUAUACCUUACGGUGCCAUCCCUAAAUUUAUUGUUGAAGAAGAGAUUAAGCGCCAACAAGAAGCGGUUUGUAAAAAAGCGCAACAAUUGAACAUCGGUGGUUACUGGACUAGCGCUAAGCUACGUGACUGGCUGAUUUCUCGACAGAGAUAUUGGGGUACCCCUAUUCCAAUUAUACAUUGCGAAAAAUGUGGUACCCAACCUGUACCGAGAGAGAACUUACCUGUGGAGUUACCUAAAUUGACUAAACUAAGUCAGAAGGGCGGUUCACAGCUAGCAGAGGUUAAGGAGUUCAUUAACACGAUUUGUCCCAAAUGUGGAGGUUCGGCGAAGAGAGAAACUGAUACAAUGGAUACGUUUGUCGACAGCUCUUGGUACUAUUUGAGAUAUUUGGAUCCAAAGAACAACAAUGAAAUGUUCGACGAGGAGAAAACCAGGAGAAUGACUCCUGUAGAUUUAUACAUAGGAGGAAAGGAACACGCGGUGUUGCACUUAUAUUAUGCAAGGUUCGUAAGCCAUUUCCUGCAUUCUCUGGGUCUUCUACCGGAAAGAGAACCUUUCAGAAGGUUGCUGGUGCAAGGAAUGGUGAUGGGCCGCAGUUUUAGAGUAAAGGGAACCGGUGAAUACUUACCCGAGACCAAGGUAAACAUUUUAGACUUGAAACGAAACAAGGCCGUGGUUAAGGAAACGGGCGAACCGGUUAAUAUUUCCUGGGAGAAAAUGAGCAAGUCUAAAUUCAACGGGGUCGAUCCCGACGACAUGUUCAAAAAUUAUGGCAUCGAUACUACUAGGUUGCUAAUAUUAGCGGAUGUCGCUCCCACUUCCCAUAGAAACUGGAACAGCAACACAUUCCCCGGCAUUUUAAACUGGCAGAAAAGGUUGUGGUUAACGAUUAGGGACUUCUUGAAACACAGAACCAAUUUACCCCCUCGGAUUCCCGAGGAUCAGUUUCGUUCUCACGAAGAUUUCAUGUUUGAUUCCAGGAAUUACUACAUCAAAGGGACGUCGUUCAACUAUCUGAUCUCUCAACAGCUCAGCGUUGCCGUUUCUAAACAGCAAGGCCUUACCAACAGUCUUAGGAAAUCCCCACCUGCUAUCUUUGCGUACGGCCUCCAGUUCGAAAGAGCUUUGGCAACGCAGAUAAUUUUAUUAGCCCCGAUGGCGCCUUACUUUGCGUCCGAAUUGUGGAGCGGAUUUAUAGCUGCCCCUAAUCGGUUAAAUAAUUCUGAGGAAAUUCGUUGGGAUAAAUCGGUGUUUGAACAGACGUGGCCAGAAACCGAUAUGGACUAUAAUUUGGAUCUUGUGUGUCAGGUUAACGGUUUUGAGAAUUCCGUUGUGAAAAUACCAAGAAAGGAUUUAGAGCGACUGCAAGAGGAAGAGGCGAUCUCUAUAGCUCUAAAACAAAAGGAAGUCCAAUCUACCUUGACGACAAGGAACGUAUUGGAUAUACGUUACACUGUGCAUGCGGGAUGCGAAGGAAUCGUUAAUAUAUUGACUGAUCAACCUCCGCCGAAGGUGAAAGUGCAGGAAGCAAAGAAUUAAUGCUUUCCUUUAUUGUAAUAUUAUUUUGAGCCAAUUAUUAAGAGAUCCUAAGAAUGAAAAUAAAUGAAAA